Sphaeramia orbicularis (orbiculate cardinalfish) is the source of this 2777-nucleotide messenger RNA. Its product is annotated as X-ray repair complementing defective repair in Chinese hamster cells 5. NCBI's taxonomy places the organism in Eukaryota, Metazoa, Chordata, Actinopteri, Kurtiformes, Apogonidae. Gene Ontology annotation, cellular component: Ku70:Ku80 complex; nucleus. Gene Ontology annotation, biological process: double-strand break repair via nonhomologous end joining; DNA recombination; telomere maintenance. The record is from RefSeq and is a predicted model, not a curated record. Gene Ontology annotation, molecular function: DNA helicase activity; double-stranded DNA binding; telomeric repeat DNA binding. The transcript has 21 exons. The coding region runs from base 83 to 2254 and encodes 723 amino acids.
GUGGAACCAAAGUGUUAUUCACGUUUUCUCCCCGGACUUAUAACAGAGUGACACCCGACUAUAGGAAGAGGAAAAAUAGAAGAUGACAGCGAAAUCGGCUCUAGUCCUGUGCAUGGAUGUGGGUUUCUCCAUGUCCAACUCUGCUCCGGGUGAAGAGCCUCCCUUCGAACUCGCCAAAAAAGUCAUCCAGAAGUUUGUCCAGCGCCAGGUUUUUGCAGAGACUAAGGAUGAAAUGGCUCUGGUAUUGUUUGGUACAGACUCCACUAAGAACCCACUGGAGCAGGAUGGACAGUACCAGAACAUCACUGUCCAUCGCAACCUCAUGAUACCUGAUUUUGAGCUUCUGGAGGAGAUUGCAAAUCAGAUUCAUCCAGAGAGUCAGCAGGCUGACUGGCUGGAUGCUCUGGUUGUCUGCAUGGAUCUCCUUAAGAAACAAACAGAGGGGAAAAAGUACGAUCGUCUCGUCAUUGUCCUUCUGACAGACCUUUGUACUCAGGCCAGUCCUGAUGAACUGGAUAUUAUUAUUGAUAAUCUGAAAACAGCUGGAAUCACCCUGCAGUUCUUUUUGCCUUUCCCUGCAGGCGAUGAUGAGGAAGGUGGAGGUGAUGGGGACAGAGGAGGUUCUGGACACCCGGGUGCAGGUAAAGGUCUGUCCAGGGAGCAGGAACAGGGUCUGGACAUGGUGAAACAUGUCAUGCUCAGCCUGGAUGAGGAGGACGGCUUGGAUGAAAUUUACAGCUUCAGGAAUGCACUGGAGCAGCUGUGUAUGUUUAAGCGUAUUGAGAGGAGACCCACUGCCUGGCCCUGUCAACUGACCAUUGGCAGUUCUCUGUCCAUCCGUAUUGUUGGCUAUAAAGCAGUGAUGGAUGAGAGGCUGAAGAAAACAUGGAUUACAGUUGACGCUCAAACCAACAAGAGAGACGAUGUAAAGAGAGAGACAGUCUACUGUCUGGAUGACGACAAUGAGACGGAGGUGCAAAAAGAAGACAUAAUCCAAGGUUUCCGUUACGGCAGUGACAUUGUUCCUUUCUCCAAAGUGGAUCAAGACCAGAUGAAGUACAAGCACGAUGGGAAGUGCUUUGCAGUUCUAGGCUUUACCAAACAGAGCAAUAUACAUCGACAUCAGUUCAUCGGAAAUCAAGUCAUUAAGGUGUUUGCUCCCAAGGAUGAUGAGCAUGCAGGAGUGGCACUGUCAGCCCUUAUUCGUGCAUUGGACGAGCUUAAUAUGGUUGCCAUUGUACGUUACGCUUAUGACAGGCGCUGCAAUCCUCAAGUUGGAGCUGCUUUCCCCUGCAUCAAGCAGCACUAUGAGUGUCUUAUGUACAUCCAGCUGCCCUUCAUGGAAGACCUCUCACAUUUUACAUUUCCUUCACUUGAAAACAAGAAGUUCGUCCCCACAGAAGCCCAGUUGUCAGCUGUGGAUUCUCUCAUUGACUCCAUGAUGCUGGUGGAGAAAGAUGAGAGCGGAGAACAAAAGGACAUGUUGAAAGUCCACCACAUUCCCAACCCUGCCUUCCAGAGGCACUUCCAGUGUUUGCAUCAUCGGGCAGUAAACCCUGGCACCCCUCUUCCCCCCAUGGAGCCAUGGCUGAAGGCUGCUCUUGAGCGGCCUGAGGUAAUAAGUGAACGCUGCCAGGCUCCACUCGAAGAGGUGAAGAGGAAGUUUCCUCUUACAGCAGUGGAAAAGAAAAAACAGCUGAAGACUAGCGCUCAGAUCUUUGGCAAAGACACGGGGGAGCCAGAUGCCAAGAAGGCCAAAGGAGACGAAGAGGAAGAGGACUAUAACCUGGCUGACAUUGCCGAAGGCUCUGUUACCUCGGUGGGAAGCGUGGAUCCAGCCCGUGACUUCCGGACACUGGUCAAACUGAAGAGCCUUCCAUUUGGAGAGGUAUGCCAGCAACUGACUCACAGGAUAGAGCAGUUGCUUAGCAACAAGAACACGCACUACUACAUGAAAAGCAUCACCUGUAUCCAGGCUUUUAGAGAACAGUCCGUUAAGCUGGGGAAGGCUGAUCUGUACAAUAGCUACCUUCAGUCCCUGAAAAGGAGCAUCCCGAACAGAGGGCUCGAGGUCUUCUGGGACCUGCUUGUUCAAGAUGCUGUGACUUUGAUCAGCAAAGAUGAGGUUGAAGGAAGUACUGUAUCCAAAAAUGAAGCUAAUCAGUUUCUGAUUACGGAUGAGAAGAAAGAGGAAGUGGCUGCACCAACCACCGAAGACACUGGAGACGUUGACGAUUUGCUGGAUAUGAUGUAAGAAGGGAAGCAAAGGGAGCGUCUGCAGUGGACAUGCAGAGAAAUGAGAAGAAUGCAAUCUUUCAGCACAGCCAGACCAAACCACUUCAGCCGUCCAUUGUUCUGCCUCCCACUCGGAGACUCUUGAUACUUUUGAAACUCUUAAUAUCAAACAUCACAGAGCGUAGUUGUAUAUAACUGAUUAGAACAGUAUGAGAGAUUACUGUUGCUUCUAGAACUGAGACUUAAAAAUGCAAUUGUGGAAUGUAUCAUGUCAAAAUUACAAAUCUCCUUUUGACUUGUUUCUUAAUAAUUCAGCAGGGAGGAGGAUUGAAAACCAGUUCCAGUUGAGAAAUCUUAUCCCCUUGAGCUCGUCAAUUCUGUUUAUCAAUGCUGGCAUGGUUUUCUGACGAGAGCCGGCUGCUAAGUACACUCACCAUACACAAUAUGCAAGGGCAGCAAAGCCGGAGCUCAGUGUUUGUAAUAGUAGAGAGUGUUUAAACUGCACUAAAAGAUAAUAAAACUGCUGUGUUAACGCUGAAAAA